Nerophis ophidion (straightnose pipefish) is the source of this 4728-nucleotide messenger RNA. It is a transcript of the gene ntd5, whose product is annotated as ntl-dependent gene 5. The record is from RefSeq and is a predicted model, not a curated record. NCBI's taxonomy places the organism in Eukaryota, Metazoa, Chordata, Actinopteri, Syngnathiformes, Syngnathidae. The transcript is spliced from 8 exons. Gene Ontology annotation, cellular component: extracellular region. Gene Ontology annotation, molecular function: peptidase inhibitor activity. The coding region runs from base 98 to 1159 and encodes 353 amino acids.
ACUUCCUGCUCCCCCCGCGGCCCACCCACGCUCGGCUUCCUGCAGAGCGUGUGCACGAGGACCCUCCUCAGAAGGUCGCAGGCCUGCUUGGAGGAGGAUGGACUCUGCUCUGCUGCUGCUCUCCUUCUGGGCCCUCGCCGCCACUGUGGCCCCGCAGACUCCAGAGUCGUGCCCAGAGAGACUGGUGGGAGAAGAGAGGAAGCGGACGUGUCCAAAGCCCUGUAAAGUGGACAAAGACUGUGGCAGCAAGCGUCAAUGUUUGUGUGACGGCCAGUGUGGUCUCAGCUGUGUGGCUCCAGGUCGCACAUGUCCGUGGCCUUUGACCCCCAGCGCGGCCUGGGAGGCCCGCCUCCUGUCGCCCACCCACUCCUUCUCCGCCCUGCUGGAGGUGCGCUGCAAGUCCGGCUUGUCCCUGCCCAGCGGUCUGGACGCCACCAUUCGCCGUUGCCAAGGCGACCGCCAGUGGAGCGGGGAGGAGCCCACCUGCGCAGGGGCCACGCCUCCCACUGCCGCCCUGACCUGCCCGCUUCCGGAGGACGCCGACGGCAAUAUCCGUAUCGAAGGCGACGGCGCCGUGGGCACAGCAAUCCGCUACAGCUGCCUGCCAGGGUCGCGCUUGCUGGGGAUUUCGGAGAACUUCUGCCAGGAUGACCGGCGAUGGCAACACCCGCACCCCGCCUGCCGAAAGUUGUACUGCACCCCCCCCAGCGAGGUGGCGCAGGGCUACGUGGUGGCGGUCCAGAAGACGGAGUACGAGGUGGGCUUCGAAGUCCAUUACCUCUGCAAGAAGAACUUCCGGCUGGACGGAGCCCAGAAGGUCACCUGCUUGUCCAACGGCAGCUGGAGUGCAGCGCCACCUUCCUGCAGGGCUCGCUGCCUGAUCCCCGCCCACAGGAGCCGCGUGAUGAUUGACGGCGUGAAGCGUUGGCCCCUGGACGUGACGGACGCCAUGGUGGCCCACGGACAGCAGGUCACCUUCUACUGCAAACACCCUCAGCUCCCGUGCAGCCUGGCCACCAGCCACACCUGCCAUGAUGGCCAGCUGCCGCCGCCCGCCUGCUACCUCGAGCCCACCUGGCUGCAGUACAAACUCUUCCCUCACCGCCUGGUCUCCGAGAUACCCGCCUGCCACCUGCCGGCCAACGCCACCGCCGUCUGAGCCAGGAGACACUUCAUUAGGUACACCUGCUGCUUGUUGUUGUUGUCCUUUGCAAGAUGGCCGCCGACAACCAAUACAGUAGAACCCGUUUGCCCAUGCUAACGUUAGCAUGCUAACUGGAAAGUUAGCGUUCUUCUAAAAAUGGCGUCAAGUAUUAAAAGCCAUCGUUUUUAUGUUGGAAUGAAUGAAAUGAGCAAAAAUGCUAGCAUAAAUCGUUACCGUGCUAAUGUUAGCAUUUAUAACGUAGAAAAAGUUAGCGUUCUUCUAAAAAUUGCGCCAAGUAUUUAAAGUCAUAGUUUUUUGGUUUGAAUGAAGGGAAUUAGCAAAAAUGCUAAAAAAAAAAGGAUUACCAUGCGUACAUUAGCAUUCUUCUAAAAAUGGCGUCAAGUAUUUAAAGUCAUAGUUUUUUGGUUUGAAUGAAGGAAAAUGCUAACAUAAAUGAUUACCGUGCUAAGGUUAGCAUUCUUCUAAAAAUGGCGUCAAGUAUUAAAAGCCAUUGUUUUUAUGUUGGAAUGAAUGAAAUGAGCAAAAAUGCUAGCAUAAAUCGUUACUGUGCUAAUGUUAGCAUUUAUAACGUAGGAAAAGUUAACGUUCUUCUAAAAAAGGCGGCAAGUAUUAAAAGUCAUAGUUUUUUGGUUUGAAUGAAGGAAAAUAGCAAAAAUGCUAACAUAAAUGAUUACCGUGCUAACGUUAGCAUUCUUCUAAAAAUGGCGUCAAGUAUUAAAAGCCAUAAGAUAGCAAAAAUGCUAACAUAAAUUAGCAUUCUUUUAAAAAUGGCAUGAAGUAUUAAAAGCCAUAAGUUUUUUGGUUUGAAUGAAGGAAAAUAGCAAAAAUGCUAACAUAAAUUAUCAUUCUUCUGAAAAUGACGUCAAGUAUUAAAAGCCAUAAGAUAGCACAAAUGUUAACAUGAAUAAGCAUUUUUCUAAAAAUGGCGUCAAGUAUUAAAAGCCAUAAGUUUUUUGGUUUCAAUGAAGGAAAAUAGCAAAAAUGCUAAUAUAAAUGAUUACUGUGCUAAGGUUAGCAUUCUUCUAAAAAUGGCGUCAAGUAUUAAAAGCCAUAGUUUUUUGCUUUGAAUGAAGGGAAUUAUCAAAAAUGCUAACAUACAUGAUAACGAUAACAUUAUAACUUAGGAAAAGUUAGCGUUCUGCUUAAUAUGCCGUCAAGUAUUGAAAGCCAUUAUUUUUAUGUUGGAAUGAAUGAAAUGAAAAAAAUGCUAGCAUAAAUCGUUACUGUGCUAACAUUAGCGUUCUUCAAAAUAUGGCAUCAAAUAUAAAAGCCAUCAUUUUUAUGUUGGAAUGAAUGAAAUUAGCAAAAAUGCUACCAUAAAUCAUUAGCGCGCUAACUUUAGCAUUUACGACGUAGAAAAAGUUAGCGUUCUUGUAAAUAUGACGUCAUGUAUUAAAAGCCAUGUUUUUUUUUGGUUUGAAUGAAGGGUGUUAGCAAAAGUGCCAACAUAAAUUAUUACUGUGCUAACGAUAGCAUUAUAACAUAAGAAAAGUUUUUGUUCUUCUAAAAAUGGCUUCCAGUAUUUGCAAGCUAUAAUUUUGUAUGUUGGAAUGAGCAACAAUGCUAACAGAAAGUAUUACCGUGCUGAUGUUAGCAUUCUGCUACUGCUAAAUAUGCCGUCAAAUAUUGCAAGCCAUAAUUUUUAUGUUGGAAUGAAUGAAAUGAGGAAAAAUAACGUUGGAAAAGUUAGCCAAAUUUUUUUUGUUUAAAUGAAGGGAAUUAACAAAAAUGCUAACAGAAAUUAUUGCUGUGCUAUCGUUAGCAGUAUAACGCAGAACAAGUUAGCAUUCUCAAUGAAAUGAACACAAAUGCCAGCAUAAAUUAUUGCCGUGCUAACUUUAGCAUUUAUGACGUUGUAAAAGUUAGCGUUCUUCUAAAAAUGACGUCAUGUAUUAAAAGCCAUGGGUUUUUGGUUUGAAUGAAAGGUAUUAGCAAAAAUGCUAGCAUAAAUUAUUGCCGUGCUAACUUUAGCAUUUAUGACGUUGUAAAAGUUAGCGUUCUUCUAAAAAUGACGUCAUGUAUUAAAAGCCAUGGGUUUUUGGUUUGAAUGAAAGUUAUUAGCAAAAAUGCUAGCAUAAAUUAUUGCUGUGCUAAUGUUAGCAUUCUUAAUGAAAUGAGCAAAAAUGCUAGCAUAAAUUAUUGCCAUGCUAACUUUGGCAUUUAUGACGUGGGAAAAGUUAGCGUUCUUCUAAAAAUGACGUCAAGUAUUAAAAAGCCAUAAUUUUUUUUGUUUGAAUGAAGGGAAUUAGCAAAAAUGCUAACAAAUUAUUACAAUGGUAACAUUACCACGCUAACAUACGAAAAGUUAGCGUACUUAGAUUGCGUCGAGUAUCAAAAGCGAUUAUUUUUAGGUUCAAAUGAAUGCAGUUUGCGAAAACAAUAGCCUGCUAACAUAAGAAAAGUUAGCAUACAACUAAGAUGGCGUCAAGUAAUCAAAGCUAUUAUUUUCAGGUUUGAAUGAAUGAAGUGAACAGAAAUGCAAGCAUAAAUUAUUAACAUGCUAACAUUAGCAUUAUAGCACAGGAAAAAAUGACAUACCUUUAAGAUGGCAUCAAGUAUCAUACGCUGUCAGUUUUAGGUUGGAAUGAAUAAAAUGUGCAAAAAUGCUAGCAUUAAACAUAAGCGUCAAGUAUUAAAAAGCCGUCAUUUUUAUGUUGGAAUGAAUGGAGUUAGUAAAAAUGCUAGCAUAAAUUUUCACCGUGCUUACAUUACCAUGCAAACUUUAAAAAAGUCAGCGUACUUUUAGGAUGCUGUCAAAUAUUAAAAGCUAUGAUGUUUAAGCUUAAAUUAAUACAAUUUGCAAGAAUCUUAGCAGAAAACAUUAUUCAAAACUGCAAACUAUUCUACUAGCAUGCUAACAUGAAAAUAAGUUGGCGUCAAGUGUCAAAAGACGUUAUUUUUAGGUUCGAAAUAAUGCAAUUAGCAAAAAUCCAAACAUAAAACAUUAGCAUGCUAACAUAGGAACAUACUACUAAGAUGGCAUCAAGUAUUACAUUUUUUUAGGCUUGGAUAACAUAUAUUUUUUAGCAUAAAACAUUAGCAUGCUAACAUAGGAACAUUUAACAUACUUCUAGGAUGGGUCAAGUAUUAAAAGCUUUUAGGUUUGAAUAAGUAAAAUAAGCCAAUUUUAUUUUAGCAUAAAUCAUUAGCAUGCUAACAUCAAAAUGCAAACAUUGGAACACUUAGCAUACGUCUCAGGUGGCAUCAAGUAUUUAAUUCUGUGGCUUUUAGGUUUGAAUAAGUAAAAUAAGCACACAAAAAAAAUAGCAUGCUAACAUUAGCCUUUGUUGACUGACAUGUACAUGUUGACGUUUUAGACAGAUGUCGACAUAAUCGGGUUCUACGGUAUUUUAUUGGCUGUGUCACUACUUUGCUUUGUCACCUUCAAACACUGAGCUAAGUUGCUGUGUUCAGCUAGCUUAGCAUAGCUUGAGCUACAUUGCAUUGAUUCUAGCAUCUUUAAUGUGCAAAAAGUUUUAAAGUGUUUUUCAAUAUUUGUUUUAUUUCUACAUUUCCUCUUCUUCACGUUUUAUAUUGUUUUGAAAUAAACUUUUGUCAACACA